This is a messenger RNA of Ictalurus punctatus (channel catfish), 4006 nucleotides long. RefSeq names its product CDC42 effector protein (Rho GTPase binding) 2 (gene cdc42ep2). Bases 441 to 1109 code for a protein of 222 amino acids. The record is from RefSeq and is a predicted model, not a curated record. Lineage: Eukaryota; Metazoa; Chordata; Actinopteri; Siluriformes; Ictaluridae. The transcript has 2 exons.
CUUUAAGCAGAGCGUCUCCAGUUUUCUCGCAUCAGCACAUAACGUACACGCGCGCGCAGCUUCACCGUGUCCGCUGUGUGUCGGGUUGUUAUUUUCCGCACACAGCGCGUGAGGAGGGAAUAUCAGAGUCCCGGUCACGGGCGCUGCAGGGGGACUGAGAGACACGCGGGGGCACGCGCUCCUGGAUGGUGGAUAUACUCACGUGCGAUUAGCAAGGAACUGAAAACCCGGACAGAGCGCGCGCAAGGUGUAAUGGAGUGACAGAAGGCCCGGACGUCUGGAAUUUCGUCUCAUUACCAUCUCUCGGUGUGGAAUUUUAGCGGGAAUACUCGUCCUGAAGAUACUCUUCUGCUUCCUCGCCUCGCCUCGUCGUUCUUCCCCUCUCCACGCUGUUGCACGAGCUCUCUCUGUGUUGUUCCCGGGGACACUCAGUGUCCGACAUGUCCUCCAAAGCGCCCAUCUACCUGAAGCGCAGGAGCCGCAAAGGCAAGAAGGAGAAGCUGCGCGACCUCCUCUCGUCCGACAUGAUCAGCCCGCCGCUGGGCGACUUUCGCCACACCAUCCACAUCGGGAGCGGCGCCGGCGGCGACAACGUCUUCGGCGACCUCUCCUUCCUCCAGGGCAAGUUUCACCUGUUGCCCGGGCAACAAGGUCAGCAAGACGCGAUCCAGUGGAGCUGCGCCGCCACCGAGAGUUCGCCGCUGCUCAAGAACGCCCUUUCGCUUCCCGUCAUCGGAGGAGUGCAGGCGCUCACGCUUCCGCCCUCGGCCCCUGUCGCGUCGCAGCCUCUUGCCCCUGCCACGGCUCCGCCCCCAAAACCUCCCAGACUGCACCUGGAGUCCCCUCACACGUCGCUCCCUGGCUCCCCGAAGCGCUCGAACGGUCACGAACCGCCUUGCGCUGGGACAGAAGAAAAGCACGGCGAGGAAAAGCGCGGCGAGAUAGACGACGAGCAUCCGUAUCUGUCUCACGCCGGCUCCUUGCUCUCGCUCCACCUGGACCUGGGACCGUCCAUCCUAGAGGACGUCCUGCAGAUCAUGGACACCCAGAGGAUGGGAGGGAUCGCUGGAGGGUUCGCGCCAAACGGACGGCAAGAAGUCUACACCUAAAACAUUCUCGCGGCCUUGUUUUUUUUUUUUCCUUUUCUUUGUUUCCUCUGUUUUUAUUGCCGUGAGUGCUGGAUUGAACAGUAACUUUUCUGUUUGUCCUUGAACUUGUUCACUUUCACACUGGGAGUGUUCAAGGCUACAGAGACUUUUUUUGGGAGAUAAAAAAAAAAAAAAAAAAACUGACAACUUUUAUGACUUCCUGGUCUUCCUUCUCACUCUCCUGAGCCACUGAUUAAAUAUUAAUUCAUCUUUCAGACUAGAUCUACAGCCUGGACUGCAAUUUCUGUAGUAGCCCACGUGCGUGCGUGCGUGCGUGUGUGUGUGGAUCUUUUAUUUUUGUUUUUAACUCGAGGGAUCAACUGCAGGAGAAGAAAAACGACCUUCUGUCAGCACUGAGAAUGACAUCAGCUUUCUCCUCGGUGGUGUUGCCAAUAUCUGAACAAAUACACACACACACACACACACACACACACACACACACACACACACCUCUCCUAUGAUUUUACUAGAGGAGCUCACAUUAUGUCCAAGAACUACGAAUAAGGAAAGGUAUCUCGGUUAAAGACCAAGGGAGAAAAAAAAAACCCUGCGUAUGUCUUCCAUCUUAGUUGGAGAUGUGAAAGGACUUGGAACGUUGCACCUUUUGGAUUUUCCGGAUGUUUCUGCGCUCGGACUGGGACGGUUGAUCCCUGCUCUGAUUCCGAGCCUUUUUUAGACGGAGGUGUGAGGAUCGGUUCUGUCGCUGAAACCACAGCUGGGGUUUUUAUACCGAGCCCGUGGAGAUUUAUCACCGGACCGUGUUCGAGCCUUCCAGGCGAAUUCCAAAAAAUUUUUUUAACAAAUUCAGCUCGGUGAAGUAAACAAGGUUAAGAGGGGAAAAAAGCUCAGUUCUAGAGAAAUGUACUGUAAUUACUUUACGUUUCGCGUUCAUAAAAAAACAAAAAAAAAAACAAACCACGAUAGCGUUUGUAGCGAUCUGUUCUUCUCGAUGUACAUCCUGACACUUAAUUCUAUAAAUUAUACUCAGCAGGACGCGAAUUGUGACACGUCACGGUUUUAUGAUGAUAUCUGUUUGGGGGCGGGGCUUGGAGACAGUGGGCAUGGAUGACAACAAGAAGAAAAAACAGAGCGCAGUGGUUUUAUAUUGUUUUUCAAAACCUAUAUAUUGUAAAAGAAAUUAUAAGGGUUGCCAGGGUUAUGAAAUGUACACCUAAUGGGGAUAGCAUUGGAACAAGGGGGUCGGGGGGGACGGGUUCGCACUUGGCCUAGUUUCAAAAAAUAUGUCCGUGUCUACCAAGAGCUUGUUUUAAAGUAGUCAGUAAUGGGGUGUGGUCAUAUGCAUGUGUUCUAGUGUACCAUCAGAAUGCCUAGUAAAUGAUCUGGAAGGAAAUAAGGCUAAGAUUGGCUGAGGGAAAAGAUGGUUAUGGAGCGGAUAACGGUCUCGGCGGCCGUAUCGAGGACACGGCGGAUUAGAAAUGCUCGCGCACUACGCAACGUGUUCCUAUCGUUUACGCUCUCACUUAAAGUUAAGGUGCGACGAUACGUAGAACCUGGAACAUCUGUGAGAACGCGACACACGCCAGAGAGACGAAUAUCACCCGCGUUAGUGCUGGGAACCCCACACGGUCCGGUGCGAAAAACCGAAGCCCUGUACCGUACGUGCACGUCCGGGACAUACCGCUGGACAGUCUGUCACGCUGUCAGUCGUUCGGAUUCGUUCGGCUUCUCCACGAUGUUGCGUUGAGUGCGUUUUCCCAAGCGACGUUCCCGUCUUAUAAGGGUGCUGGAAAAUCUGUGCAAUUCCUCUUUAAGGCUUUCGCUAGCGCGAGAAAAAGGGGUGAAAGAGCGAGGUCAUGUGACGCUUGGUGUACUUUGAGUCAACAGCGAGUAGAUCAUUAACGUAUGAACCGACCCACGCUGAAACCGUUAAAGGAACGAGCUCUGUGAUUUAAGAGGCGUGGCUUCAAAGACUUCCUGCUAUAAGGUCCCGCUGCGUGGUGAACACUGUAUUACUUAGCAAUAACAGAUAUUAGCUGCAUAUUAUUAUUAUUAUUAUUAUUAUUAUUAUUAUUAUUAUUAUUAUUAUUCAUGAUGACAUCACACGGAAGACUUAAUUAUCCACGAUUCUCUUCGUCUUUUCACGAUUAAUCUCGGCGAGGACGCCUGCGCCCGUCCUGUACUGGACUAUUAUGGGAUAGGAGAUACCGAUAGCCUAUUUUUAGUCACGCACACGCACAAAAUGUGAUUAGAUGUUCACACGUCCAGAACAAGCUAGCGUGAUAGCAGCUGUGGAGUGUGUAUACGCGCGCGCGCGUGUGUGUGUGUGUGUGUGUGUGUGUGUGUGUCCUAGCAUGCUAGUGUGAAGCUUGUGUGUCAACACAACACAGGGACAGUUACUAUGGUUGUAUUGUCAUGAAUCCACAUAGAGGCCUUGAGGAGUGGAGCAUCAUGGGAAGGAGGAGAGGAGCGUCGACAAAGUUCCUACAGAGUUUUUUUUUUCACUUUCGGUCAAAACCUGGAAAAUGUGCCUUUCUCUCUCUCUCUCUCUCUCUCUCUCUCUCUCUCUCUUCCAAACCUGUGAAUUUUCUUUCUUGGCAAAUUGUGCUUGAUUUAUUUAUUCCCAGGUUCAUGAAAAUGAAAUACUAAAAGUCUAAACCACACAAAAGCUGAGACAGUAACUGUUUGUGUUACACAGUACACUCACACACACACACACACACACCCCGUUCUCAACUGAUUGUGCAGAACACUUUCUCUCUGCUGCUGCUGCUGCUGUGUAAAUCUCCCAGUAGCUCCCAGUUCACACGAGGAGAUGCUUCGUGCGUUCCCAGUGAACAGUGACAAUUCUAUAAUAAGCUAGAGUUAUAAAAUAUCAAUAAAGGACAAUUUCAUACGAA